CUUUUCCACGGCUGCAGUUGCAGUUUCCCGCGGGUGAAGAAGCCGCUCGUGGACAGCGGUAAAGAUGACUGAUGUGGUGCACGUGACAGCGUUGGCCCCGCCUCCUCCUGCGUUGUCUCCACCCACCAGUAGACAAGCAUCACCUUCGCAGUCUUCGUCCAAUCACAGCAGCCCGACAGUGUGUGCAGAGCUGUCAGAGCAGCUGCGUGAUAAAGAGCGUCGCGUGCAGCAGCAGCUGGAGCGCCGUGCCGAGGAGCGAGGGAGGAAGAUGGAGGAGCAGAGGAGGAAGGAGCAGCGACGCCGAGCGGCAGCGGACGACAAGAGGAGGCGGCAGCAGCAGGCCGACAAGGAGAGGCUGGAGGCCCUGGUCCACCGGAGAGCCAGGGGAGGAGGAGGAGGAGGAGGAGGAGCAGCCGGAGGAGGAGGAGGAGGAGGAGGAGGAGAAGAAGAAGAUCCUGAACAUCUGGACCACAGACCUAAACGCUGGACGUGGGGAGGACCGCCUGACGGAGCAGAGGGUAACCCUAAGACCCCGCCCUGCCCUGCUAUUGGCUCUGCUCAGCCCAAUGAGCUUCCUGCUGCCGCUCCCAGUGCCAGCCAAUCCCGCAACGCUGUGGACUUCCUGUCUCCGCCCACCAUGGAUCCAUCAGUGAACAAACAGCUGUCGAGCUCGUCAGCUGCUCUGCACUCACCUGACAGAGCUUCCCCCAGCAACCACAGACCCAACAGAAGUUCCUCCAAUCGCAGGAGCAUCGCUGGGUUUCCUGACGAGACGUCCAGAGCCAAGACGCCCACGGGAGAAACUCCAAACACUCCUGUACGUAGUUCUUCAUUCAAGGCCAACAACAAAGGAACAGCUACACCAAAGCGUGUGAGGUCAAACAGAAGUCGUCCUCAGUCUCCCUGCUCCCCUGGUCAGUUCCCGCCCUCGCCGCACAGACAGAGAGGCUCCACCCCUGGGGCCGAGGACAGGGGUCAUACUGAGGUCAAAGGUCACAGCACCCUGGAGAGGAAAUCCACCAAAUCGGAAAACUCGGAGAAGAAGAUUCCCAAAUCCACCAGCAGAGAACUGACCGCAGAGUCCCCUGGAACGCCAACAGGCCGGAGCGUUGGCGGGACGACAGACGCAGAGGAGGCGUCCAGACUGCUGGCAGAGAGACGACGACUGGCCCGGAUACAGAAGGAGCAGGAGGAGAGACAACGACAGGAGGAGGACAGGCUGAGGGCAGAGGAGGAGCAGAGGAGGCAGCAGGAGGCACUGGAGCGACAGGAGAGAGAGGCACGUCAGGCCGAGGAGGAGCGAGUGAGGAAGGAGGAGGAGAGGAGGGGCAGAGAGGAGGAGGAGCGACGGCAGAAGGAGCAGAGGUGGAAGGACAUGCAAGAGCAGCUGGACAGAGAGAGGGAGGAGGCGUUUCUACGAGCUCAGAGAGAAGCUGAGAGGAAGAGACAAGAGAGGGAGCUGCUGCACAUCCAGGAGGAGCAGGAGAGACUGCAGAGGAAGAAGAGAAUUGAGGAGAUUAUGAAAAGGACCAGGAAGAGUGAAGUGGAGCCCCCAUGUGGUGCCUCAGGAUCUGAGCUGAGAGCUGAGAGUUCAGCUGCUGUGGACGAGGACACAGCGACUUGUGCUGAAGCUCCAGUCAUCUCACUGGGUCCACUGGAGAACAAGAGCUGUGUGGACGAGCUGUCUGACGGUGUCCAGUCCAUGGACGUCAGUUCUCCAUCUGUCUCCAUCAGUCCAGUGUCCAGGGAUGAGCAGGCCAGCGCUCACGAGUUCUCACCCGUCACUGACGGCACGGACGGCUGCCCGCUGGAGCACCUGAUGGACCUGGACGCCCAGGGGCAUGUCCGUGACCUGUCAAUGGCCCCGCCCCCUUACCCAAAGCUGCAGGCCGGCAGCGGGGUCGACGACCUCAACAAGAACCUGCUGAUCCAAGCGUACAGCGCCUCCUCCGAGUCCUCCCAGGUCAUCCAUAGCAUCGGCCCCAGCAAACUGGACGUCCAGUAGUCAGGGCCUUUUUAAGGAGCGAGCGAUGUCACCUUCAUCUACAGCAGAAAACAGCAGCUGAACAUCUGUAUUAUCACACACACACGCACGCACACACGCAUCACUGUUAUGCUUCUGGGCAGGUUUGACUCUUUAGAAACAGCAGAGGGCAACAAAACCAUGCAAGCGUGACUGUGAAGUUUCACGACUGUAAACUUAAGCUUAUCGUCAGGUUUAUUACAGAGAAUCUGGGAUUAAACGGAUUAAACUGCUGUCACACAUUUUAUCAUUUACAGAUUUAUUUUUUUGAAUCGCAGCGUGUCUCACAGAAGCGCUGAUGUUUCCCUGAUGCUUUGUUGUUAAAUAUCACAACUAUCACAUGAUUCUCCCCUGCUUUCCCCGAUAACUCUCCCCGCUUCUUUUUUGAACAGCUUUCAUGAAUGAAAAAACGUGUAAAUAUGAGAUUAUGAGUCCGUGAGCAGCAGCUCUGUAGCAGUUUAUGUAAACAAACAAACAGACGCUGUCAUGUGACGCCCGUGUAGCAUCUUUGUCACAAACUAGCGCUGCGUUCCAGUUGUAGCCAGAAGUCGGAUUUUCCCUAACACAGGAUUCCAAGAUGGUGGCCAUUCGUACAAACACUGCUACUUUCCCUGAGUCACACUUUUUUGUCGCAGUAAAAAUAGUCGUACAAAAGUACUUUUCCGUUUUUAUUUCCAGAACGUGUCAGAACAUGCUGUUUUUGUGCUUAAAAUACCACACACACAGAUGUCAGCGACCUGUAUUGUCAACAAUGGCUAACCCGGGAUUCGUUACAUUAAGGUGUGACUAACAACAUCUAAUGUAAAUGGAUUUACUGAGCUGUCUAACUAAAGCUAGAUAGCUGAGCUAAUUCAUGCUAGGUAGCCUAUUAGCUAAUGGUGCAUUCUAUUUGUAGUGGGAAGUUGUAACAUCAGAUAUCCUGGGAACUUCCUCAGUCGUACACAGGUGUAUCAUUUUUAACGUAAACAUGUUGCUACGCUUUUUGUGUGCGCAAAAUGCUAACACGGAGCACUGUUAUUGACUGCUAUUGCUAACAGUGGCUAACCUGAGAAAUAUGUGUUUGUGUGGAACGAGUCACUGUCAGUUGACGUAAAUGGAAUGCACCUCAGCUGAGCUGUUUGAUACUAGUUAGUGAGGCUAACUAGAUGAGCUGUUUGCUGGUUGUAGUGGUGUGUGGGCGUCUGCUUCUCCAAUGGAACCUGUGUGUUAAACUCUGUCUCAUUAGAUUAGAUUAUAUAUUUAUGACCCUGCUGUCACUGAAUUCACCUCCGCUUUGAGGAAAAGACAGAUAAAUAUUGUGUGUUUGUGUGACACGAUGAUAGAGUGAACUUUCACUCACUCAUUCACUCACCUGUCAUUGUGUUUUUCUCCCUCGACUAAAGAUAAAUACCUCACAGAUUUCAAAUAAACUCUCACAUCUCUCAGCUCUUCA
Molecule: messenger RNA, 3455 nt
Organism: Solea solea (common sole)
Lineage: Eukaryota; Metazoa; Chordata; Actinopteri; Pleuronectiformes; Soleidae
Gene: map7d2b
Product: MAP7 domain containing 2b
Exons: 16
Coding region: 65-2005 (646 amino acids)
Biological process (GO): microtubule cytoskeleton organization
Cellular component (GO): microtubule cytoskeleton
Source: RefSeq, a predicted model, not a curated record